GAUGUCGGCUCGGUCAUGUGAUCAGCUGUGCCCAAUCACAGUUGAUCACAUGGGACAUGUACAUUGAUCAUCAGGGCACUGAUGAUCAGUGUGCCCUGAUGAUCAGUGUGGCCCCAGAAGUGCUACAUGUCAGUGUCCAUCAGUGCCAGCAGUCAGUGCUCAUCAGUGCCACGUGCCAGUGCCCAUCAGUGCCACAUCAAUGCCACAUAUCAGUGCAUACCAGUGCACAUCAAUGCCACAUAUCAGUGCCCAUCUGAGCUGCCUUUCAAUGUCACCCAUCAGUGCCAGUCAGUGCCACCUAUCAAUGCCAAUCAGUGCCACCUAUCAGUGUUGCCAAUCAGUGCCACCUAUCAGUGCCAGUCAGUGCUGGCUAUCAGUGUCAGUCAUUGCCGCUUAACAGUGCCAGUCAGUGCCGCCUAACAGUGCCAGUCAGUGCCGCCUAACAGUGCCAUGUAUCAGUGCCAUGUAUCAGUGCUGCCUUUCAGUGCCCAUCAGUGAUGCCUGUCAAUGCCCAUCAGUGCAACAUACCAAUGCCUCCUCAUCAGUGCCCAUCACUGCUACCUAUCAGUGCCCAUCACUGCAGCCUUAUUAGCACACAACAGUGAAGGAGAAAAAUCUGUUAUUUACAAAAUU
Staurois parvus is the source of this 633-nucleotide messenger RNA. NCBI's taxonomy places the organism in Eukaryota, Metazoa, Chordata, Amphibia, Anura, Ranidae. The record is from the annotation of a GenBank genome assembly.